This is a messenger RNA of Acomys russatus (golden spiny mouse), 1171 nucleotides long. RefSeq names its product ribonucleotide reductase regulatory TP53 inducible subunit M2B (gene Rrm2b). Gene Ontology annotation, molecular function: ribonucleoside-diphosphate reductase activity, thioredoxin disulfide as acceptor. The coding region runs from base 1 to 1149 and encodes 382 amino acids. Gene Ontology annotation, cellular component: cytosol. Lineage: Eukaryota; Metazoa; Chordata; Mammalia; Rodentia; Muridae. The transcript has 8 exons. Gene Ontology annotation, biological process: deoxyribonucleotide biosynthetic process. The record is from RefSeq and is a predicted model, not a curated record.
AUGCAGUUCCUCAGCAGCCAGGGACUGAAAGGAUUGCACAUCAUGCUGCUUUCCCAGCGUGUGCUACCUUCCCAGCUUUCUCCAGAUGAGAGUCAGAAAUUUCCAUGUUUAAAAAAAAAUGCUUGUACCUUGUUUUUAAAGCAGGAGUCUUCAGAUCCAAGCGAAACUGCGGUGCGGUCAGAGGAAGAGCCGCUCCUAAGGAAGAGCCCCCGCCGGUUCGUCAUCUUUCCCAUCCAGUACCCUGACAUCUGGAGAAUGUAUAAACAAGCGCAGGCGUCUUUCUGGACAGCUGAAGAGGUUGAUUUAUCGAAGGACCUCCCUCACUGGAGCAAGCUUAAAGCAGAGGAGAAGUAUUUCAUCUCCCACAUCUUAGCGUUUUUUGCAGCCAGUGAUGGAAUUGUGAAUGAAAACUUGGUGGAGCGGUUUAGCCAGGAGGUGCAGGUUCCAGAGGCUCGCUGCUUUUAUGGCUUUCAAAUUCUCAUCGAGAACGUUCACUCAGAGAUGUACAGUUUACUAAUAGACACUUACAUCAGAGAUCCAAAGCAAAGGGAAUUUUUAUUUAAUGCAAUUGAAACAAUGCCAUAUGUAAAGAAAAAAGCAGACUGGGCUCUGCGCUGGAUAGCAGACAGAAAGUCUACUUUUGGGGAACGAGUGGUGGCCUUUGCUGCUGUCGAAGGGAUUUUCUUCUCCGGAUCAUUUGCUGCCAUAUUCUGGCUAAAGAAGCGAGGCCUCAUGCCUGGACUCACUUUUUCAAAUGAACUGAUCAGCAGGGAUGAAGGACUUCACUGUGACUUUGCCUGCUUGAUGUUUCAGUACUUGGUAAACAGGCCUUCAGAAGAGAGGGUCAGGGGAAUCAUUGUCGACGCUGUUAACAUUGAGCAAGAGUUCUUGACGGAAGCCUUGCCUGUUGGCCUCAUUGGAAUGAACUGUGUCCUGAUGAAACAGUAUAUCGAGUUUGUAGCUGACAGAUUGCUUGGAGAACUUGGAUUCUCAAAGGUUUUUCAGGCAGAAAAUCCCUUUGAUUUUAUGGAAAACAUUUCAUUAGAGGGGAAAACAAAUUUCUUUGAGAAACGAGUUUCUGAGUAUCAGCGAUUUGCAGUCAUGGCGGAAACCACAGAUAAUGUCUUCACUCUGGAUGCAGAUUUUUGAAGCCCUCCUCAUUAAAAAACAA